CGGCGGCGGCGGCGGCGGCGGUGGCGGCACCACCAUGGGCCGGGCCCGGCGCUUCCAGUGGCCGCUGCUGCUGCUGUGGGCGGCCGCGGCGGGGCCAGGGACAGGGCAGGAAGUGCAGACCGAGAACGUGACCGUGGCCGAGGGGGGUGUGGCCGAGAUCACCUGCCGCCUGCACCAGUAUGACGGGUCCAUCGUGGUCAUCCAGAACCCUGUCCGGCAGACACUGUUCUUCAACGGCACCCGGGCCCUGAAGGACGAGCGCUUCCAGCUGGAGGAGUUCUCCCCGAGAAGGGUGCGGAUCCGGCUGUCAGAUGCCCGCCUGGAGGACGAGGGGGGCUACUUCUGCCAGCUGUACACGGAGGACACCCACCACCAGAUCGCCACGCUCACCGUGCUAGUGGCGCCCGAGAACCCAGUGGUGGAGGUGCGCGAGCAGGCGGUGGAGGGCGGCGAGGUGGAGCUCAGCUGCCUGGUGCCACGUUCGCGCCCCGCAGCCGUUCUGCGUUGGUACCGCGAUCGCAAGGAGCUCAAAGGAGUGAGCAGCGGCCAGGAGAACGGCAAGGUGUGGAGUGUGGCAAGCACGGUACGCUUUCGCGUGGACCGCAAGGACGACGGCGGCAUCGUCAUCUGCGAGGCGCAGAACCAGGCGCUGCCCGCGGGCCACAGCAAGCAGACGCAGUACGUGCUGGACGUGCAGUACUCCCCCACAGCCCGGAUCCAUGCCUCCCAGGCCGUGGUGAGGGAGGGAGACACGCUGGUGCUGACCUGCGCGGUCACAGGGAACCCCAGGCCCAACCAGAUCCGCUGGAACCGCGGCAAUGAGUCGUUGCCGGAGAGGGCGGAGGCGGUGGGCGAGACGCUCACCUUGCCGGGCCUCGUGUCGGCGGACAACGGCACCUACACCUGCGAGGCGUCCAACAAGCACGGUCACGCGAGGGCGCUCUACGUGCUCGUGGUCUACGACCCCGGUGCGGUGGUCGAGGCUCAGACGUCGGUUCCGUAUGCCAUCGUGGGGGGCAUCCUCGCCCUCCUUGUGUUCCUUAUCAUAUGUGUGCUAGUGGGCAUGGUCUGGUGCUCUGUACGACAGAAAGGCUCCUAUCUGACCCAUGAGGCCAGUGGCUUGGACGAGCAGGGAGAAGCCAGAGAAGCUUUCCUCAAUGGCAGCGACGGACACAAGAGGAAAGAAGAAUUCUUCAUCUGACCCCACCC
Ochotona curzoniae (black-lipped pika) is the source of this 1209-nucleotide messenger RNA. It is a transcript of the gene CADM4, whose product is annotated as cell adhesion molecule 4. Gene Ontology annotation, molecular function: vascular endothelial growth factor receptor 2 binding. Gene Ontology annotation, biological process: regulation of Rac protein signal transduction; negative regulation of peptidyl-tyrosine phosphorylation; regulation of wound healing. NCBI's taxonomy places the organism in Eukaryota, Metazoa, Chordata, Mammalia, Lagomorpha, Ochotonidae. The transcript is spliced from 9 exons. Bases 35 to 1201 code for a protein of 388 amino acids. The record is from RefSeq and is a predicted model, not a curated record. Gene Ontology annotation, cellular component: cell-cell contact zone.